CACACACUUCUGACCAACAUUUUCCUCCUCUCUUUCUUCAGACUGUUCGAAUUGAGCAUAUUUGUUUUUGAAAUCAUUUCUUGCUUCCUGUCACUGCACUCUUGCCACAUCCUGAGAGGCUGUCACAGUUGACACGCUCACAUGCAUUUCCUGCAUCUCAACAUCUUGUGCAUAAAACUAUUAGAAGUUGGCUACAACCAUGGUGAGCUUCUGUCCUAUAUGUGGGAAACCUGUUUAUUUUGGUGAGAAGAGGAGGUCUUUGGGACGGGAUUAUCACCCAUUAUGCUUGAAGUGUCACAAGUGUAAAAGACAGCUAACACCUGGUCAGCAUGCUGAGCAUGAUGAGAAGCCAUACUGCACUAACUGCUACAUGAGAGAUUUUGGACCCAGAGGUAGCCGAAACCCUGUUGCUCGGACCUUUAACACAGCUGCUUCUUAAGAGAGAUCCUGCAAUCUUGAGAAACACACAGCAUCUAGAUCUACAACACAUCUACAGUAUCUUUACACUGCCACGCACAGUAAACCAUUGGAAAAUACAGCCAAGUUGAUCUCUUCUAACCACAGAAUAAAAUAUAACUCCGCCCUUAUGUUUCCAUUCAUCAUAAACUCAUAAAAAUAGCCAGAACCUACCAAACCAACAGCCAUCCACGUUGGCAUUCUCUCAGGGAACUGAGCUACUUCAUAUGUUUAUUCUAGAAUGCCAUGAUUACAGAGUUAUGGCAUUUCAUUGAACAUAAUUCUAGAAUUAAGUUGUGUCUUUCCUGUUGCAUAAUUUCCUGGCCUUUAGAAUGGGAGAUGCAGACAAACUAGUUAUGAAAAGUGUUGGCAUGUAGCUCAUCAUGUGUUUUUGGUUUAAAAAUACAAAGUCAACACUCUGUUGUACCAUUAAUUAAUUGAUUAACUUGAAACACAAUGUAAUUUUUUUGUGUGUUUUAUUAUUGUUUGUUUUUUUUUGUUUUUUUUUCUGGGAUUUUGAGGAUCAGAGACUAUAAAACAAAGGGUUUUUUUCAUGAGGCAGCAAAUGUAUCUACAAAGCAAAAAUGACAAUAAUUAAUCAUUGUGUCUUUUUAAUUGGAAGCAGAAGCUUGCGUCCCAAACCUCAUGGCGCAUAUGUGAUGGCUUUAUCAUUUUUGUUAGUUCAGGAAGAAUACAUAUUUGAUUUUAUCUGGGUUUUUUUUUUCUCAUUAGUUCGUUGAACAGAAGUGUCACUCAGAGAACUGCCAGCUAUCGUAUUGUCAACUCAUUAAAUCAGAAGUAUAAUUUCAUGUCUCUUAUCCUCAAAUCCAUAAAAUAAACUGUAAAAAAAUAAUAAUUUAAUAACUAUGUUUUUAUUGAACGUUUUUUAAUGAAAAUUGGAUUUGAAUAAAGAUUUAUACCUCAAAAUGCAA
Ctenopharyngodon idella (grass carp) is the source of this 1388-nucleotide messenger RNA. RefSeq lists its product as uncharacterized. Gene Ontology annotation, molecular function: zinc ion binding. Lineage: Eukaryota; Metazoa; Chordata; Actinopteri; Cypriniformes; Xenocyprididae. The record is from RefSeq and is a predicted model, not a curated record. Gene Ontology annotation, biological process: intrinsic apoptotic signaling pathway in response to DNA damage; regulation of gene expression. The coding region runs from base 200 to 439 and encodes 79 amino acids. The transcript has 4 exons.